Messenger RNA from Spirometra erinaceieuropaei, 882 nucleotides. Lineage: Eukaryota; Metazoa; Platyhelminthes; Cestoda; Diphyllobothriidea; Diphyllobothriidae. The record is from the annotation of a GenBank genome assembly.
AUGCCUUUGCGUCUGAAUACAGUCUGCUCUCAGAUCGGUUCCUCUCGAAUGCACUUCGUACGUCUGCUGGACCCCCCUGAGUCAGGAGUGAGUUGCACCUCUCUGUGGCGUUGUGAUACUUGCGGCCUUUCUGAAACUGAGGCGGACAUCGUAUACUACGAGAUCGACCGGACCAACACAUUUUCUGCGUCAACAUCGCCAGCAGCUUCCCAUGUCAGAAGAGGCCCUGAGCUUUACGAGGAGCCGGUCCUGGCUGCGGACCGACGUCAAAUUGUAGAGCUAUUCCUCCGCUUCUCUUCCGACACUUUCUUGAGCAGUGUUCUCCCCCGGGGUGAGGUACUUAAUACCACUGACCUCGAGAUAUCGCACUCACCAGUGCUGGUGCUGGACGGUGAAGCACUAACUCGGCUGCCACAUUUACGCAGGUUAGAGGUGAAACAAUCGUGGGGUGAAGCUCCAGGAAACGGUGUUACUCGGCUACAAGGAAAUCCCUUUACAGGACUGCCCAAUCCCGGAAAACUUCGGAUCCUCCGACUCAGUCUGAACGUCUGCGGCUGUGACGAAUAUCGCACUUUCAAGUGGUUGAAGCACUGGGCACAGAAACUACAGGCCAAUCUACACUGUCGUCGAGUCCUUGAUGUGACCAGAACAGAUUUAGGAGCCCUAGAGAACAGCUGGGUCACUCAGAGCGAGUUCAUUGCACUCUGGGCGCCUUUCUGCGGCGAUACUGAAGGAGCAUUAACGGCGGUGCCCAUGACUUUUCAGACUAUUUCAACCAAACAGAAAACUUCUGGAGGCAAGUUCUCCACCCUAGACUGCACACAUAUUUGGACCCUAAUAUUUUCCGCCUUUGUAAAUAGGAUUAGCUCUCUCUGUCUGUGA